AUGUUCGCCAUCGCGCACACACCAAAAAAGAAGGUGGCAGACCAGCCCACCACAUCCCCAACUGAGAAGGAGAGGGCAGGACCCUCACCUAAAAUUACGACUACAGCCUCCAGGGUGAUAACCAUAUCACCACCACCAUCAACAAAAACCACUUCAAAGGUGGCUGGUCAGCCAAAGCUGAAAUUGAAGAUAGCGCCUCCCGCUGAAGCACGACCAGUUGCUCGAAGGAAAUCGGUAGACACGCCGACUGCGACCGCUACCUCAACAACAACUACGACAAAAUCGCCACAACCGGCGAAGCUGAAAGGUAGAGCUCAUGAGGGACGGGUCUGGCUUCAGAGGGCGAAAACUCAUGUCAAUGAGUCUCGCAAUCUGAGAACAGACCUGAAGGAAGGCAUGAUCCUGGCAGUUGACAAACUCUACCAGCUGUUGAAGGAAGCAGAGGUCGAACUAGAAGAGGUUAAGAGCAAAAGUAGACAGACAAAUGACAAGGAUAAGGAGGAAAAGAGAGCAAGGGAAGAUAAGAAGGAUACGGAGGCAGCGACAGUGAGUGACGACUCUACGAAACAUUUAGAACUUGUCAAGAUGAUGAAAGAACAAGGGGAAAGGUUAGAAAAGACUAACAUGGAAAUGACAAAGUUGAGAGAGUCAAUAGAGUCUUACAGAACGGACACCCAACAAGCCACCUACGCCAGUGUAACGGCCGACAACAACAGGAGAACCACGAACGAUCGCAGCUCUUUACACUCGAUUGUCGUGUCAUCCAAAGACGAGACGGAAAACAGCGACGACGUGCUUAAGCAAGUACGAAGUGCUGUAAACGCGAAGGAUGGCUGGGUGACGGUGGAGAGGGUCAAGAAGGUUAAGGACAAGAAGGUUAUUAUUGGGUGCAGAACGGUAGAAGAACGGCAGAAAGUUAAGGAGAGGCUCAAGACUAUUGAAAAUCGGCUUUCUGUAGAGGACAUGAAAAACCAAGACCCCAUGCUGGUUCUCAAAGAUGUGCUGUCUUACAACAGCAAUGACGAUAUCGUCACCGCUUUGAGGAACCAGAAUGGGGAGGUCUUCCGUGGCCUCGAAAAGAAGGACGAUAGAGUAGAAUUUAGAUUCCGAAGAAAGGCUAGGAAUCCACUAAUGAGCCAUGUUGUCCUGAGGGUAUCCCCACAGAUUUAUAAUAAACUCAUCAACAUCGGCACGGUGCAUAUCGACAUGCAGCGGGUGAGAGUGGAAGACCAAUCGCCGCUUGUGCAGUGCUCUAUGUGCUUAGCAUACGGACACGGCAGGCGAUUCUGCAAAGAAACCGUGCCGAAGUGUAGCCACUGCGGCGGACUGCACAUGAGAUCGGAGUGUGCGGACUGGUUGGCAACGGCAGCACCGACGUGCUGUAAUUGUGUGGCAGCAAAGGUGGAUACCUCAGUAGAGCAUAACGCCUUUAGCUCGGAAUGCCCGGUGCGUAGGAGGGCAGGCAACCCCACCAGAUGUUAUACAGUGGCCCAAGCAAACCUCCAGAGGAAGGAACUGGCGACUACAGAACUCAUGAUUGAGGCCAGUGAGCGUAAACUCGCAUUUGCGCUGCUCCAGGAGCCAUAUGUGGGUGGGGUGAGGAGGAUGAAGGACUACCGUGGGGCGAGACUCUACCAAAACGCGAUAGUAGGAGAUGGGACUGUGAAGGCGGCAAUCGUUGUCUUCGACGACAGCCUUGACGUCAUCCAGUGCCCGAAACUCACCAACAACAAUAUUGUUGUGGUGAGGAUCCGAACAGCAUCUUGGGAAAUCGCGGCGGUGUCCUUCUACUUCGAACCGGACCAACCCAUAGAGCCAUACCUAGAGCAGCUACGGACCAUCAGAGAGGAGCUGGGUUCGACAUCACUGCUAAUUGGAGGAGAUAGUAACGCAAAGAGUACCUGGUGGGGUAGCACCGUAGAAGACCACAGGGGGAAAGAACUGUCCGGGACCCUGGAAGAGUCUGGGCUUCAGGUACUAAACACCGGUGAUACGCCUACUUUUGACACUAUCAGAGGUGGAAGAGCGUUCACCAGCUACGUAGACAUCACAGCCUGCACCGCAGAUCUACUGGACUUGGUAGAUAACUGGAGGGUAGACCAGAACAUGACGAGCUCUGACCACAACGCCAUACUACUUCAAUUGAGUCUCCGCAAAAGUCGAGGCCUGAGAGUGGAGCGAACCACCAGGCUCUACAAUACAAAAAAGGCGAAUUGGGACAACUUUAAUACAAAACUUUCGGAAUUAAAACUGCAACAUAAAAUUAAUGUCGAAACAAUCCAAAUAAUUAGUAACAAAACUGAAGUAGAGUCACUUGUACAAAAAUAUACAGACAGCAUCACGGCAGCGUGCCAAUCGAGCAUGCCGGCCAAAAAGAGUACUGAAAUACUCAAAGUCCCAUGGUGGAAUGAUGAGCUCGCCAGGCUGAAAAGGGUUACCACUACCUUCAGGCGAAAAAUCAAGAACGCGGCGCCGUACCGCAAAGACAUAGUGGUAGCCCAGUACCUAGAGAAGAAGGAAGCCUACGAGUGCCAAGCCAAGAAAGCCCAAAUAGCAAGCUGGAAGGAGUUUUGCGAGAAACAGGAUCGGGAAGGACUCUGGGAGGGAAUAUAUAGAGUCAUCAGGAGAACCACCAGGAGACAGGAAGACUUGACCCUAACCAAGGACGGUGCAUUCCUAAACCCAAGAGAAUCGGUGAACCUUCUAGCGGAGACAUUCUACCCGAAAGACCUGGAGGCAACAGACAACGAAGACCAUCGCCGGACCAGAGAGGCGGCAGAGCGGGUAAACGACCUGGGUCAUGAUGAACACCAUGAUCCACCGUUUACACCGCUGGAGCUACAGACCGCGGUGGGGAGUUUCAACCCAAAGAAGGCCCCCGGAGCGGAUGGCUUCACGGCAGACAUCUGCAGGAGAGCGAUCUACCAGGAUCUGGACGCCUUCCUUGCCCUGGCCAACAAGUGCCUUGAGAUAGGGCACUUCCCGGACACUUGGAAGGAGGCCACGGUGGUGGUAUUAAGAAAACCGGGCAAGGAAGAUUACACGAACCCCAAAUCAUACAGGCCAAUAGGCCUGCUGCCAGUCUUGGGGAAGAUCCUGGAGAAGAUGGUAGUAGCACGGAUGAAAUGGCACCUAGUACCGCGGAUUAGUACUCGCCAGUAUGGAUUCAUGCCCCAGAGGAGCACCGAGGACGCCCUCUAUAAACUAAUACACCACAUCAAGGGUAAGAUUGGGCUGAAGAAGCUAGUAACCCUAGUGUCAUUGGAUAUAGAGGGUGCCUUCGAUAGCGCAUGGUGGCCGGCCAUCAGAGUCCGACUGGCUGAGGAAAAGUGCCCGGUCAAUAUCAGGAGGCUACUGGAUAGCUACCUCGACUGCAGAAAAGUCAAAGUAAGGUACGCCGGGGAGGAAUGCACGAGGAGCACGAAUAAAGGAUGUGUGCAAGGGUCAAUCGGUGGCCCGAUCCUGUGGAAUAUCCUUCUUGACCCUCUGCUGCAGGAAUUGGAUCGGAGAGAGUACUACGUGCAGGCUUUCGCGGACGACGUGGUGAUGGUGUUCGAUGGGGACACUGGUCUCGAGGUGUCGAGACGGGCCAAUGCCGCUCUAGCCUUUGUUCGGCAAUGGGGAAUCGACAAUAAACUGAAAUUCGCGCCGCACAAGACGUGCGCCAUGGUGUUGACGAGGAAGUUAAAAUACGACGAUCCAUUGCUGAGCAUGGGAGGGGUUGACAUUGGACUGUCAGCGGAAAUAAAAAUACUAGGGCUCACUAUUGAUAACAAGCUGACUUUCAAUUCACACGUGGCCAUCCAGUGUAAAAAAGCACUGGAUAUCUACAAACAGCUUUCCAGAGCGGCCAAAGUCAGCUGGGGCCUACACCAGGACAUCAUUAGGACCAUUUAUGUGGCAACCGUAGAGCCCAUCAUUAUGUACGCGGCAGCGGCCUGGGCGCCUGCGUCGAAGAAGCUGGGGGUGCAGAAGUUGCUCUCUGCAGUGCAAAGGGGCUUCGCUCAGAAGCUAUGUAAAUCUUACCGCACAGUCUCCCUACACUCGGCGCUAGCACUGGCAGGGAUACUUCCUCUCGACCUGAGAAUACAGGAGGCAGCCGCCCUGUACGAGGCAAGGAGAGGGUCGCCCCUGCCAGUUCUAGGAGACAGAGAGACCGAGAGUGCGGUGAGGUUUUCAGAAGCUCCACAUCCGGCCGAACAUAUGAGUCUGGAGUUCAUUAGUCUGGCCGACCAACAACUAGUAAACCAGCACAAUGUGCAAGCAGUACGCAUUUUUACUGAUGGCAGCAAGAUUGAGGGGAAGGUCGGAGCCGCAUUAUCCUGGUGGAAUAAUGAGACUGAGAUCCGGAACCUCAAGCUUGGUCUGUCUGCAUACUGCACGGUUUACCAGGCAGAACUCCUGGCCAUAUGGAAGGCGACGAGCGAAAUCCUAAAAGGGGCAGAAGUGAGCUAUGGUCUAUACAGUGACUCGAGGGCAGCGCUGGAAACGGUCACAAACCAUGACUCGCUUCACCCCCUUGCUGUGGAGACGAGGAAGAACCUGCGGACGGCAUUCACCCAAGGCAAAGCUGUGUCUUUGUUCUGGGUGAAAGCCCAUGCAGGACUUCCAGGCAAUGAACGCGCCGAUGAGCUAGCGAAGGAAGCAGCUUUAGGUUUGAAAAGAAAGCCGGAUUACGAUAAAUGCCCCAUUUCCUUUGCUAAGAAAACAAUCAGACAUGAAUCGCUAAAGGAAUGGAACGAUAGGUACAUCCAAGGGGACACAGCGGCCGUAACAAGAACUUUUCUGCCUGAUGCGUUCCAGGCGUACAGGUUCGCGCGUAAGGUAGGACCGACGGGGAUGCUCACCCAGAUAUUAACAGGACACGGUGGGUUCGCCCAGUACUUGCACCGGUUCAAGUGCAGGGAUAACCCAUCGUGUGUCUGCGACCCGGAAUCUGGAAAUAUGUUUGGUUUCCGCACACCAGCAAAGAGGACGACAGAAGACGUCCAGCAAAAGUCUCCUGAUUCUCCACCAAUUCGAAGACCAGGGAAAGUGAGACGCAGCGUCGGCGAGUGGGAGGCAGGGAAAGCUGGGCUUUCCUCGGCGUCCGACUCAACCCCGCCGCGGGCCGAGCCACCAAAGGCCCCCAAGAAGCCCGCGCCAGGACGCCGGGCUUCUGUGGAGGCAGCUUCGGCGAGCUCACCCAAAGUUUCUGCUGCUAUCAAAGAUAGGACAGCCGAGGCCAGAGCCUCCCUUCAGAAGGCUAAGAUGAGUCUUGGCACCGCACGAAACCUGAGGGGCGAUAUCAAGACCACCGUAGUUGAGGCUCUGGAUCGGCUGUACCAACUUGUCAAGGAGGCGGAAGUGGAUAGGAAGGGGAAGGCUCCCAGCAAGAGCAUGGUUGAGCCUGAACCUGAAAAAGAGUUGGAAAAGGACAGGGAAGUGGAAAAGACAGUGGAUGAGGAUAGGAUAGUGGCAGAAAUUCGGGAGAAUAGGAGACUUUUGCUGGAGAAUAGUAAACAAUUAGAGGAGUUAAAGGAGCAGGUAGUCAAACAGCGGGACACAGCCGACGUGACGACCUACGCCAGCGUGGCGGCGGCCCGGACUGUCCAGCAGCCGACCAGGUCGGCCCUGCACUCCAUUGUCGUCUCGUCUAAGGACGCAAUGGAGACAGGAGAGGAGGUGCUGCGGAGAGUCAGGGACGCCGUCAACGCCAAGGAGGGCUGGGUCAAAGUAGAUAAGAUUAGGAAAGCAAAAAAUCAAAAAGUAAUAAUGGGCUGUGCCACCGAGGAAGAGCGCAGGAAAGUUAAAGAGAGGAUCGACGGUGCGGGAGGCCUCCUCAUCGCGGAGGACAUGAAAAAUAAGGACCCGCUCCUCGUGAUGAAGGACGUCCUUUUGCUUAACAGCGACGAGGACGUCCUGAAGGCACUGAGGAAGCAGAACGGGGACACUUUUCGUGACCUCCGCGAGGGGGAGGACCGUACCGUCAUCCGUUAUAAGAAGAAGAGCAGAAACCUGCAUACAAAUCACAUCGUAGUGAGUGUUUCCCCGGCGAUCUAUCAGAGGGCAAUCGCGGCGGGAUCUGUGCACAUCGAUUUGCAGCACAUCCGCGUGGCCGACCAGUCACCGCUAGUGCAGUGUACUAAGUGUCUGGGAUACGGCCACAGCAAACGAUUUUGCACAGAGUCCGCCGACGUCUGUAGCCACUGUGGAGGCCCGCACAUGAGCACCGACUGCGCCGAGAAGCUCGCUGGCGGGGCACCUUCGUGCCGUAACUGCCAGCGAGCCAAAGCGGAGCACGUCGCGCACAACGCUUUCAGCAGCGACUGCCCAGUGCGCAAGCGGUGGGAUGCGCUGGCUAGGUCCACAGUGGCAUACAGUUAG
Ostrinia nubilalis (European corn borer) is the source of this 6366-nucleotide messenger RNA. RefSeq lists its product as uncharacterized. The transcript is spliced from 4 exons. Bases 1 to 6366 code for a protein of 2121 amino acids. Gene Ontology annotation, molecular function: RNA-DNA hybrid ribonuclease activity; nucleic acid binding; zinc ion binding. The record is from RefSeq and is a predicted model, not a curated record. Lineage: Eukaryota; Metazoa; Arthropoda; Insecta; Lepidoptera; Crambidae.